ACGGCUCCGGACUACAUUUCCCACAGGCCGCUGCUAUCCGGCCAAUGUAGCCUGAGACUACAUUUCUCAGCGGCCGCUGGAACGACCUCAACCUCUGCCACCUCGCCAGUUCAUUGUGGUCGUUGACCCAGCAGCGAGCUUUGGAGUUCAGCGAGGGAGAAGUCAGCGCCCGGCUCCGAGGUUGGAGCAGCCCCGCCAGGCAACUUGAAUUUCUGCAAACGAACACAGCACCGGGAACUCUGCAGACUCGGGUCGGCGCGGAACCCGGACUGAGACAUGCGUGAGCGUUGGGUGGACCGGGCGAGGAUCCUGGGCCCUGUUUGAACUUCUCAGAUAGAGGAACCCCAGUGAAGACUGAUCAGUUCUUACAGUUCUCAAAGCAUGGCGCACUUUCAGGGAUCAGUGACAUUUGAGGAUGUGGCCAUAGCCUUCUCCCAGCAGGAGUGGGAGCGUCUGGACUCUUCCCAGAGGGGCUUGUACAGAGAUGUCAUGUUGGAGAACUACAGAAACUUGGUGUCAAUGGGACAUUCCCUUUCUAAACCACAUGUGAUCGCCUUAUUGGAACAAUGGAAAGAGCCUGAAGUGACAGUGAGGAAAGAUGGAAGAAGAUGGUGCACAGAUUUGCAGUUGGAAGAUGAUACAAUUGGCCGUAAAGAAAUGCCCACCUCUGAAAACUGUCCAUCUUUUGCUCUACAUCAGAAAAUAAGUAGACAGAAACCAUGUGAAUGUCAGGAAUAUGGAAAGACUCUUUGUCAAGACUCAAAGCCUGUUCAACAUGAAGGAAUACAUAGUAGUGAAAAACCCAACAGAUGUAAAGAAUGUGGGAAGAACUUUAGUAAUGGACAUCAACUCACCAUACAUCAGAGAUUGCAUGUUGGUGAGAAACCCUAUAAAUGUGAGAAAUGUGGUAAGGCCUUUAUCAGUGGCUCAGCCUUUGUUAAGCAUGGGAGAAUUCGCACUGGUGAGAAGCCACUCAAAUGUAAGCAAUGUGGAAAGACUAUUAGCAGUAGCUAUCAACUUACAGUGCAUAAGAGUAUUCAUACCGGGAAGAAACCAUAUGAGUGCGGGGAAUGUGGGAAAGCUUUUCUAGUAUAUGGAAAGCUUACCCGGCAUCAGAGUACUCACACUGGUGAAAAACCCUUUGGGUGUGAGGAGUGUGGGAAGGCCUUCAGUACCUUUUCGUACCUGGUUCAACAUCAGCGAAUUCAUACUGGUGAAAAACCCUAUGAAUGCAAAGAAUGUGGGAAGGCCUUUAGCACUAGCUCACCCCUUGCUAAGCAUCAGAGAAUUCAUACUGGCGAGAAACCCUAUGAAUGUAAGGAGUGUGGGAAGGCCUUCACUGUGUAUGGACAGCUUACUUGACAUCAGAGUAUUCAUACUGGUGAGAAACCUUUUGAAUGUAAGGAAUGUGGAAAGGCCUUUAGACUUAGUUCCUUCCUUCAUGCACAUCAGCGAAUUCACGCAGGGAUAAAGCCCUACGGAUGCAAGGAAUGUGGGAAAACCUUCAGUCGUGCCUCAUAUCUUGUUCAACAUGGAAGACUUCACACUGGCGAGAAGCCCUAUGAAUGUAAGGAGUGUGGCAAGGCCUUUAGUACUGGCUCAUACCUUGUUCAGCAUCAGAGGAUUCAUACUGGGGAGAAACCCUAUGAAUGUAAGGAAUGUGGCAAAGCCUUUAUUAGUCGCCAUCAGCUUACCGUACAUCAAAGGGUUCAUACUGGAGAGAAACCCUACGAGUGUAAGGAAUGUGGCAAGGCCUUCAGAGUGCACGUACAUCUCACACAGCAUCGGAAAAUUCAUACUGAUAUAAAGCCCUAUGAAUGUAAGGAAUGUGGAAAGAAUUUUAGUCAAGCCUCGUGCCUUGUACGACAUGGCAGAAUCCAUACUGGUAAGAAGCCCUAUGAGUGUAAGGGGUGUGGCAGGGCCUUCAGUUCUGGCUCAUACCUUGUUCAGCAUCAAAGAAUUCAUACUGGGGAGAAACCCUAUGAAUGUAACAAAUGUGGGAAAGCCUUUACUGUUUAUGGACAACUUAUUGGACAUCAGAGUGUUCACACUGGUGAGAAACCUUUUGAAUGUAAGGAAUGUGGGAAGGCCUUUAGACUUAAUUCAUUCCUUACUGAACAUCAGCGGGUACACACUGGUGAGAAACCCUUUAAAUGUAAAAAAUGUGGGAAGACCUUUAGAUACAGUUCAGCCCUUAAAGUGCAUCUGAGAAAGCAUAUGAGUGUUAUACCCUAAGAGUCUGAGGAAUGUGGGAAGUGCUUUGUGUAUGGCUCAAACGUUGUUGAACAUCAGGGAAUUUAUGCUGGUAGGAAACUUUCAAAUGUGAAGAAUAUUGGCAGGUCUAUUCUCAUCUUUCUUAUAAGAUAAUUCAUAAUAUAAUUCAGAAAACAUAAGAAUCUUCGUUUGUCAUUUCUAGGUUUGUAAUACCGAUAUUUAUACUGGUGGACCAUUCAGAAAAAGUGGGAAACAUUAUUACUUAAUGGUUACAGCAUUGACAGCAUGAGAUUUUAUAUGAUGUAUUUAUUCUAAUGUGAUUGUAUAACAAGUGAAUAAAAAACCUUGUACCUCCUAAA
Molecule: messenger RNA, 2573 nt
Organism: Nomascus leucogenys (northern white-cheeked gibbon)
Lineage: Eukaryota; Metazoa; Chordata; Mammalia; Primates; Hylobatidae
Gene: ZNF30
Product: zinc finger protein 30
Exons: 5
Biological process (GO): regulation of immune system process; negative regulation of transcription by RNA polymerase II; regulation of cytokine production
Source: RefSeq, a predicted model, not a curated record